UUUACACCUGCCACCUAGCGGGCGUAAAUGCCGCAGGACGACAAUCGGAUGGUAUCGGUACAUUACGGACAAUAUCAUCAGCUUCCGAAGGAGACCAAGCGAGAUUUCACGGGAUUGAACGAGAUUGUUAGCGUUUGUUGUUGGUGUCCAGACAGGGAAUCCAUAAUGGACGUGUUUUUGAUGAUUAGAAGGAAGAAGGUCACUAUUUUUACAGAUGCUAAAGAGACUACGUCUCUCGGGGAAGUGAAGAAAAUAAUUGAAGGCAUUUGUAAGGUUUGCCCAGAGAAUCAGAAGUUAUUUAAAGAUGAUCAGCCGCUCACAGAUGACCACAAGACACUUGGAGACUAUGGCUUCACAGGAGCAACAGCUAGAGCCCAAGCCCCUGCUACUUUAGGGUUGGCUUUCAGACAAGAUGAUGGAGAGUGGGAAGGACUAGAGAUAUCAUCAUAUUCCAGCCCUCCAGAGCUGCCUGAUGUGAUGAAGCCUCAGGAUUCCUCUUCCUCACAUGCCCAAGAACAACCAGCAUCUUAGACUAGUUUCUCAUUCAUUAUUCACUUCUUCCCAUCUUGGAACGUCUCACAACUAAAACAGCUCUUUUUCUGUAUUACUGCACAAAAAUGCAGAUGAUGAUAAUGCAAACAAUCGAGAAUAAACUGUUCAAUCAUAGUCCAAGUGUGACAGUAACAAGCAGACUAUUGAUUAACCAUCUGUUAAACAACAAAUAAACGUUGCAUGUUCUUACUCAGUUCAUCUUCCAUGAAUCGCAAAUUUUAUUUUACUGGAAAAUGUAGAUAUUUUAAUUUGUUAUGUGUAGCUGUCUUUUCAAUGUGUACCAUAUCUCAGCUAAAAUGUGUUACAUGGCCUAUAUUUUGCAUUUUGUUUUAUUAUCUGGUAAAGCUGUAAAGAGAAAUGGGUAUUUGCUCUGUCCUAUGAUGAAAUCCUGUUUCAUGUAAGGCCAUUCACUUGAACUGGUUUUUACUUCUAUGAUAAGCAUAAGUGAGGUCUCGGUUACUGGAUUUUAUGACAUCUCAGAACUUUAGCCGUGUGAAACUUCUAGGUAAACUAUUGCAAUUAAUUUGGACUGUCUUAUAUUUCUAAAAUAUAAGAAAUAAUAAUGCAUUAAAGUUUAAGAUUUGAACAAAUAUUAUUACACAAGGAAGUAGUUUUUUUUGUAAGGAAGAUAUCUAAUAAAAAUAUAUGUAAAUAGAAA
Messenger RNA from Haliotis rufescens (red abalone), 1210 nucleotides. RefSeq names its product elongin-B-like. Gene Ontology annotation, molecular function: protein binding. The transcript is spliced from 4 exons. Lineage: Eukaryota; Metazoa; Mollusca; Gastropoda; Lepetellida; Haliotidae. Gene Ontology annotation, cellular component: elongin complex; VCB complex. The coding region runs from base 28 to 531 and encodes 167 amino acids. Gene Ontology annotation, biological process: transcription elongation by RNA polymerase II. The record is from RefSeq and is a predicted model, not a curated record.